Messenger RNA from Hypanus sabinus (Atlantic stingray), 2261 nucleotides. RefSeq names its product intraflagellar transport 74 (gene ift74). The record is from RefSeq and is a predicted model, not a curated record. Lineage: Eukaryota; Metazoa; Chordata; Chondrichthyes; Myliobatiformes; Dasyatidae. Gene Ontology annotation, biological process: intraciliary transport involved in cilium assembly; cilium assembly. Gene Ontology annotation, cellular component: centrosome; intraciliary transport particle B; cilium. Gene Ontology annotation, molecular function: beta-tubulin binding. The transcript is spliced from 19 exons. The coding region runs from base 18 to 1817 and encodes 599 amino acids.
AAACGGCAGUGUGGUCAAUGGCGAACUCUCAGCAGCUUUUUAGUGAUGGACGCCCGGUUACCAAAGGCGUCUCGGGCAGGCCGGCCACCGGCACCCGACCUCCCCCCACUGCACCGAGGCUCAGCACGGGAGUAUCUCCUGGUACAGCAAGACUUGGAACACGUGGUGGAGUGGUAAUGUCUGGUGGUGUGCUCUCUGCUCAGAUUAAAGUUGCAGAUCGCCCUGUAACUCAGCAAGGGUUGAGUGGAAUGAAAACUGGAAUUAAAGGACCACAUCGUCAAAUUCUGGACAAGUCUUACUUUCUUGGACUGCUUAGAGCCAAAAUCAGUGAACUUACAACAGAAGUUAGCAAGUUACAAAAGGAAAUCGAUACAUUUAAUCAAGAAAAUUCUGUCUAUCUGUCAUAUGAAAAGAGAGCUGAAGCAUUGGCUAUAGAAAUUAAAGAUUUACAAGGCCAGUUGGCAGAUUACAAUAUGCUUGUAGAUAAACUGAAUACCAAUACUGAUAUGGAAGAAGUUAUGAAUGACUAUAACAUGCUCAGAGCACAAAAUGAUCGAGAAGCGCAGAACAUGGAUGUAAUCUUCACGGAGCGACGUGAGAAAGAAGACCUGAUUAAAGUUAUUGAUAUGGAAAUUGACCAAGAGAAACAAGCAGCGGAUACCAUAAUCAAAAAUAUGGGAGAAGAUAAACAAGCUAAAUUCAGAAAGAUGAAAGCAACUAAUGAGCAUCUAUUAGAGGAGUUGGAUGCUCGACAGCAAGAGUUGGAUGCAUUGAAUACAAGAAAGGAAGCACUGGAGGCUGAGAUAGCUCAUUCCCAGGUGAAGCAAGAAGCAGUGGUUCUGUAUGAAAAACUCCAUGAGCUUGAAAGUCACCGUACUCAGAUGAUUGCAGAAAAUAAAAGUAUGGGAUCUCCACAGGAGGAGAGGGAACGACUACUAAAACAGGUUAAAGAAGAUAACCAGGAAAUAGCCAGCAUGGAAAGACAACUUAUGGAGAUGAGGGAGAAAGUGAGUCAUGUAACUGAAGAGAUUCGGCAACUUGAUAUGGAUUUGGAGGAACACCAAGGAGAGCGCAAUCAAAAGUACAAAGAGCUGAAGAAAAGAGAAGAAACAAUGGAUGCAUUCCUGGAUACUGCUGAAGAAAUCAAAAAUCAAGAAUUUGAACGAAAAGCUCAACUUGAGGGUAGUAUUGUUGCGCAUCUGGAACACACAAGCAGAAAUAUGAAUCGGAUGAGACAAAUCUCAUCAGUAACUGCAUACGAACUUAAAUCCAUGCAGGAGGACCUGAAUUUCAAGGAGACUGAAAUGCAGAAAUCACAGACAACUGCCAAGGGUUUGACUGAUGAGAGCCAACAGCUCCAGCAAGAUCUUCAGAAAGUUGAACAACUUGAAAGCAAGAUAAGUGCUGAGCUGAGUUCUUUAAAAGAAAAAAUCCAGCAGAUAACAGUUGCUCUAGAAACUUAUAAUGACCUAGAUGGACUAAAGGCAGCUGGAGAAGAGAAGAAAAAGAAACUCCAGGAGGAGAAGGUAAGACUGACAAAAUGCAGAAGCACCUUUAAGAAGAUGAUGCAACAGGUCUUAAAGGAAAGUGAUAUUCUAAAGAUGCAAUUACAGGAAAAUGAAACCCAUUCACAGCUGAUGAAUCUGGAACGUAAAUGGCAACACCAUGAGCAGAACAACUUUGUUAUGAAAGAAUUUAUUGCUACAAAGGGAAUGGAGAGUAAUUACCAACCUAUUAUGAAGGAUGUUACCAAACAACUUACUGAGUUCAACAAAAUACUUCAAGAAGCCCUUCAGAAUGCUAAAAAACUGACCUAAACUUCCUGGUUGAUCUGGAAGGAUGUAAAAGAAAAUAGUUUUAAUUGAUUUAUUGCUUUUGCUGUGAAAUAUUCAUGUGCAGAUAGGCUCACUACUGAACUUUUCUCACGCAUUUUUUUUAUUUUCAAGUGUAUCUACAUACAAUUUAUUGUGAAUAUCUGUUUAUUGUUAGAAAAUAGAACAUGCUUAUUUCCCUUUACCUUUGCAACUUGCAUUCUCUCACGUGCCUGUCAACUUCAAUUUCAUUAUUUUUCUCAUUAAACAACAUGAGCAGUAGUUUACAAUAGCCAAAUAACUUAGUCUUUGGGAUGUGAGAGGAGAUUGGAACACUCUUGAAUAUUGCUUUUUCAUUGAGAAAGUUGUGAAAUGUUUGUAUUUUAGCUCACAUUAACUUUUUAACUAUUUAAUUCUGUAAUGGGAUACUUUAAAUACAAGUAUAUCAAA